UUCCAUAGAGAAAAGUAAUACAUAGGAAAAUUCAUUCCAGUUUGUUUACUUUUUGCCAAAAUCCGGUAAAUAAAUUUUAACUCUCUUUUCUUUCUCGUUUAAUCUAAACGAAAUUGAAGGCAAAUUGUUUUUAAGGAUUACCUACCCUGUGACCAUUAAUUCAUAGUAUAGUUCCACAAUGUUCACGGACAAGGUUAUUCUAAUAACUGGUGCAAGCUCUGGGAUUGGUGCUGAAACUGCAGUGGAAUUCUCCAAGUAUGAAGGAACUUUAGUUCUGACUGGCAGAAACAAGGACAACCUCGAGAAUGUUGCUAAACAAUGUAAGGACAUAUCUCCAAAAGGUCUGAAACCUUUGAUUAUUAUCGCAGACAUGACUAAAGAAAGUGACGUUGAAAAUAUUAUUAAGUCGACCAUCGACAAAUUCUCUAGGCUGGACGUGUUGGUUAACAAUGCAGGCAUAUUAGAGGCAGGUACUAUUGAAACCACUUCUCUCGAGCAAUACGACAGGCUAAUGAAUACUAAUGUCCGUGGCCCUUAUCAUCUAACUAUGCUAGCGACACCUCAUCUAAUUAAAUCCAAAGGAAGUAUCAUUAACGUGUCCAGUGUGACUGGCAUGAGAUCGUUUCCCAACGUUCUUGCUUACUGCAUGUCUAAAUCUGCAUUAGAUCAGUUUACAAGAUGUGUAGCGCUGGAACUUGCACCGAAAGGUGUUCGUGUUAACGCAGUCAAUCCUGGAGUUAUUACUACCGGAAUACAUAUGAAGUCAAGUAUGAAUGAGCAGCAGUAUCAAGAGUUUUUGAAGAAGUGUGCUGAAAGUCAUGCCUUGGGAAGGCCAGGUAACGCAAAAGAAGUUGCAUCAGCGAUUAUAUUUUUUGCUAGCGAUGGUGCAAGUAAUAUCACUGGAGCUACAUUGCCUGUUGACGGAGGGAGACAUGCCAUGUGCCCUCGCUAAUAUUGUUUAUUUUUAAUUCAGUUACUUAAUUUCUAUUUCAUUGUAUGUUUGGAACUGCAGUGAAUUUUCUAUGUGAUUUUAGAAGAUAAUUUUGUGAUAUCUAACAGAGUUUAAAUCUGAUUUGGGAUAAAAAAAGAACUGAUAAACACCUAGAAAACUGUUAAUACUUUGAUUGAAUAAAGUAUAUUAUGUGAUACAAUAUAAAUGUAAUAUGAUGUUAUAAAAUUGUUUUAAUAUUUCCACCAGCUUAAAGUACACAGAAACAAAACCUAACAUACGGGUUUUGUAAAACCUUUUUUUACUGUGAUGCCCUUGACAAUUUACCGUUUUUAUGCGACGCCUAUAAACCUUUAGUCAGAUUUCGAAUAGAUUGCGAUCUUUAACCUACGACAAACAAGCGUAACAUUAAUUUACCAGUAAUAAUCCUAUGUAUAACCAUUAAGUUUUUUAAAUAACAGAUCUAGAUAUUCAU
Molecule: messenger RNA, 1424 nt
Organism: Ostrinia furnacalis (Asian corn borer)
Lineage: Eukaryota; Metazoa; Arthropoda; Insecta; Lepidoptera; Crambidae
Product: 3-oxoacyl-[acyl-carrier-protein] reductase FabG-like
Exons: 2
Coding region: 179-952 (257 amino acids)
Molecular function (GO): oxidoreductase activity
Source: RefSeq, a predicted model, not a curated record